UGAUGAACAUUAUAAUAUUAUGACAGAACAGUUUGAAUUUACUUUUAAUAGUAGAAUUCAGUUUAAAAAAUAUUCUCAAAAGAAUAAUCAAGGUAGCAAGGAUAAUAAUUUGAAUACAUUUAUUGUACCUAUUCUAUCUAAUUCUGAAGAUUGUUAA
Scutellospora calospora is the source of this 157-nucleotide messenger RNA. The record is from the annotation of a GenBank genome assembly. NCBI's taxonomy places the organism in Eukaryota, Fungi, Glomeromycota, Glomeromycetes, Diversisporales, Gigasporaceae.